UUUUAUGUAAUGAAUUUUAGGCUUUCACUUUAAUCUUUGCGUUUAUAUUCAAAAACCGACAUACCUUAACAAUAAUAUAUAAAUAUUAAAAUUACAGAAUUAUGCUAAAGGAUAAAGUCAGAAAAAAAGAAGACCAUCCAGUAUUUUGAAGGCUCGUUGGUCCAAAGGUCCGAAGAAGAUAGAGGAAUAAAAGAUAGUGUAAUGUAUAAAUACUGAACAGAAAAGGAAAGGGUUAAAACAAAUGACUAUGCUUGGACACGUGUUCAUACACAUGAGACAGGGUUAUUAUGUUCUUUAACACAGAUGUCUGGUGUGCAGUGUUUAUAAUUUUGCUAAAGAGGAGUGUUUACAAGGAUUUAUCAAAACUAACCAAUAAUGAUCACAAGAUUCCAAAACAAAAGAGCAUAUGGGCGUCAUAGACAGCGUCGAAUAAGUUUGGCUUCUUGUGCAAGACCUCAAUCUUCUUCAAUACUUCUUGUAGUUGAUGAAAAGGAAGAUGCUGAUGAAGAAUAUCACAAGAAGAACUUGGAAAGAAAGAUAAGUAGUGACAUUAGUACAUCUGGAGCAUCAAGUACAUUUGACAAGCUUUUAAAAGAAGGUCAACAGAAAAGAAUUACUCGACAAAAUGCCCAUGUAACUCCUGUUGUGUGGAACUCUUCACUUUCUGAUUCUCAUUCCAAUACUGAAAGUUCUGAUAGUGGGACUUUGUUUAAAUCUCUUUGUGACAAGCCUGCUGCCAGUGCUAGAUGUAUUUUAUCUCCAGCUGUCCCAGUUACCAAUGGAAAGUACACAAAAGAAUGCCAAAAUAAGGGAACAAAGGGAAACUUUGGUAAGCUCACCCAGAGAAAUUUAGUUGAAAAAGACAAAACUAAAAACAAAAGGGUGAGAAUAACAAAGCAUAACAUUCCAAACCCUGCUAGUAACUCUAAAACAGAAUUAUCAAAAAAAAAUCUCAGAAAACUUUCUAUUGAUUGGAGUGAGAUUGAUGCAUAUAGUUUUGUGUUUGAAAAAAUACCAAGAAAAACAAACUGCCACCAACAUCCAAACUUUCCUAGUAGGUCAACAGUAAAUGAUGAUUACCAGGAUAACAGUGAAUCUGUUUGUGUUGAACUUGUUGCCAAUGGUUCAAACAACCCUUCCAAAGAAACUGUAGAUAACUUACACAAUGACCAAGAGUCUGUUUCCAGUGAAGUGGAAAACCAAAAUCUAAACCUAUCUUCAGAAUCUGUAGCAACAACAUUACCAGAUAUACUCAAUUUUGGUAUUCAACAAAAGAAGCAAAGAUUGGCUAGUGAACAAGAACAAGAAUCAUCAAAAUUAGAUAAUGUUGAACACUUUUCAGAAGUUGAAAAGAAUGGUAAUUCACAAAGCAGUCAGCAUAAUUGUCAUUCUAAUUCUUGCAUGCUAGAGAAUUUAUCAAACAUUAGCCAGUGCUCAAGUCCUGAAGUUGGUUGGGUUGCAACAGAGAGAAAGUCUUCAUAUUUGAUUUCAUCUCAGAAGACAAGUACUCCAAACACUAGAGUUAAAUACCCGUGGGAAAAACGACUACUUAAACCCUCAAAGUUAUUGCAAAGACAGACAGAGCUCUCAGAAAGUUUUAAUGGUGCUCUACAUAAUAAGAGUGUAAAUGAUUUACAUGAAACUCAGAGUGACUUGAAAACUGUAAAGGAUACACUGGAUAAACUUCUACAUUCAACAAGAUCAUCAGUAUUUAAUAUGAGAUUAACACCUCAUCAUCCUAGUAAAAUUGGAAAUUCCUCCAAACAAGAAAAACAAAAAGAUUAUUUUCAACAAUCAAAUGAUGCCUCUUUUAGCCAGUUUUCAGCAGACUUGUUUCAGAGUCGUGAAAAGCCAAAGAAUAAGACUCGGCAGCAAAUACCCAAUGCACUUAACCUACAGACAUCUGCUUUAGUUAACAGGGAAGCUACAGAAGAUGUGACAGCAAAACAAUGUAUUGAAGAAAACCCAGAUAAUAACAAAAAAUCUGUGUCUGUUGAUAUGUUCCUUGAAGUUUCAAGUGCUUUAGACUCUCCUGUCUCUUCUUCAUUCUAUGAAUUUUGUCCAAGUGCUGUUAAGGAAGUUCAUCUGAAGUUACAAGCUGAGGAGCUUUGCAGAUCAUUGCGUGUAGUUCUAACACCCCUGCAGGCAUCUUAUCGUGGAAGGAUAUCUCUGAUCACUCCAGUACAUAAAGUAUUAGCACUUUGUGGUCAAAAUGAGCCAAUCUCUUUUUCUGUAGCUUUUCCACAAAGAUUCUUAUCAAGAUGCAAAAAAAUUGGGGAAGGAGUAUAUGGAGAAGUAUUUCAUUCUAACUCACCUCAAGGGGAAGAAAUUGCAAUAAAAAUUGUUCCUAUAGAAGGGGACUUUCCUGUAAAUGAGGAAUCACAGAAAAACUUUGAAGAAAUCCUUCCUGAAAUAGUUGUAUCUCAAGAGCUCACCAAGUUAAAUGACGAUAAAGAGAACAUGACAUCAACUUUUAUUUCUGUGAAACGAGUUAUGUGUGUUCAAGGAAAAUACCCUAUCAAACUUCUUCAAGAAUGGGACAAGUUUGCAAAGAACAAAUCUACUCUUAAUGAUCGUCCAGAUAUAUUUGACACAAAUCAGCUGUAUAUCAUAUUUGAGUUUUCUGAUGGAGGGUGUGACCUAGAGUCUUUCCAUUUCACCAGUGCUGAAGAAGCUGUGAGUGUCUUAAAACAAGUGGCUUGUGCUCUGGCAGUUGCAGAAGAAGCUUUGCAGUAUGAGCAUCGAGAUCUUCACUGGGGCAAUAUUUUGGUUGCACGAAGCACAAAAGAAAAUGUUGAAUUUACCUUUAAGGGAAAGAAACUUAGUUUCCCAGCUUGUGGAGUGUUUGUCUCUAUUAUCGAUUUUACACUUUCUAGGUUCACUAAAGAUGGCUGCACAGUCUUUACUGACCUAAGCAAUGACCUAACUCUAUUUACGGGAGAAGGAGAUUACCAGUUUGAAAUUUACAGGCUUAUGAGAAAACAUAAUCAAAAUGAAUGGGAAUCUUUUCAUCCUUUCACCAAUAUUCUCUGGCUACAUUAUCUCGCAGAAAAACUGGUUAACAGUAAAAAAUACAAAAGUCGAUCAAAGAAUCAUAGAGUAGCCCUUGGACAACUAAGAUCACUUAUGUCUACAUUGUUGAAAUUCCAGUCUGCUUCAGAUUUCAUCCAAGAGUCUUAUACUUCAUGAAAAGAGUUUAUGAUUUAGAAUGUGCUUUUGAAACACUUCUAUUAUGAAUGUAUGAAAAAGUGAAAAGUAUGUGUAUGAUUUAUUAUUAUGUUAGUGUAUGGUCACUGAUGUGUUUCAACUCAACAAUAUUAUGACUUUGGUGAUACAUUUCCAACAAUGCAGUAAAUGUAUAUUUUUUUAAUAAUAUGUGUUAAAUAGUUUU
Messenger RNA from Limulus polyphemus (Atlantic horseshoe crab), 3391 nucleotides. RefSeq lists its product as uncharacterized. Gene Ontology annotation, biological process: protein phosphorylation; intracellular signal transduction; mitotic cell cycle. Gene Ontology annotation, cellular component: nucleus; cytoplasm. NCBI's taxonomy places the organism in Eukaryota, Metazoa, Arthropoda, Merostomata, Xiphosura, Limulidae. The coding region runs from base 376 to 3189 and encodes 937 amino acids. Gene Ontology annotation, molecular function: ATP binding; histone H3T3 kinase activity. The record is from RefSeq and is a predicted model, not a curated record. The transcript is spliced from 14 exons.